This is a messenger RNA of Juglans regia (Persian walnut), 675 nucleotides long. RefSeq lists its product as uncharacterized. NCBI's taxonomy places the organism in Eukaryota, Viridiplantae, Streptophyta, Magnoliopsida, Fagales, Juglandaceae. Gene Ontology annotation, cellular component: plasma membrane. The coding region runs from base 1 to 675 and encodes 224 amino acids. The transcript is spliced from 2 exons. The record is from RefSeq and is a predicted model, not a curated record.
AUGACAAAAGCCGCCUUUCCUACUCAGAGACACACCAACCCUUUGAUCUGGAUCUUAGCCAUAUUCUGCGCCAUCAUAUCCCUAGCAGUGAUCAUCGCAGGCAUCGUCGUGUUCGCCGGAUACAUGAUCAUCCAUCCGAGGGUGCCUUUCAUCAGCGUCACCUCCGCCAGCCUCGACACUUUACGUUAUGAUCAAGCUGGUCUUCUCGAGAUCCAAAUGAUCAUUGUUAUCAGGGCCGAGAACGACAACACCAGAGCCCAUUCAAGCUUUUCGCACACCAGUUUCAUGCUCAGCUUUCAGGGGCUGGUGUUGGCUAAACUCGUCGCCGGCCCUUUUGAUGUGAGCAAAAACAGUUCCACCGAUUUUAACUAUGAGCUACCAUCUUCUCAAAUACCUUUGGAUCCUAUGCAAAUGGAGGAAGUAGACUCUUCUUUGAAGAAAAAUGAAAUCUCGUUCGAUUUGAGAGGGAGCUCGAGAGCUAUGUGGAGAGUUGGGCCAUUUCGGGCUUCCGGUGGGGGUGAUACUGACGCUGGGCCAUCUUUCGGGGGCAGCAGUUGGUGUUCCAAUGCUCAUGCGGCGAUGCUGGCUUCAUUGGCCCUCACUUACCAAGUGUCGGAAUCGACGCUCUUCGAGGUCCCUAGUCCACAUGAGGGUGCCGUUGACGUUGACGAGUGA